Molecule: messenger RNA, 1931 nt
Organism: Patella vulgata (common limpet)
Lineage: Eukaryota; Metazoa; Mollusca; Gastropoda; Patellidae
Product: carbohydrate deacetylase
Exons: 5
Coding region: 982-1884 (300 amino acids)
Biological process (GO): carbohydrate metabolic process
Molecular function (GO): deacetylase activity
Source: RefSeq, a predicted model, not a curated record
UCUCGACGAAAUCUGCAGCGAUCCAUCUACUUGAGUACUUCAUUCCUCGAGCUAACCGUAGACAGGCAGCCUAAGUUUGGGAUGGUCCUAAUCCUUACCAUAACCUUAACCCACAUAUGACAUCAUAUUGCUAAAAUGUGCAGGACCGUCUCCAAUCUAGCGUUCUCUCACAAUAAGCGCAUUCUGAACAUCAGUGACACGCUACCUGGCAUUAAAUUUUAGUACGGUUACUAGACUACACUCAAAAAUUAUUUCAUUUAGAUUCAAACAAUCAAAGAAUUAGUAAUAAAAGGCUGGGACAGGCGAGCUGAAAAAUAACAGGACUACAAAAACUUGAUUGAAAAAGAGUAAAAUGUUGACUACCGCCUUGGAGGAUGGGUUGAUAACUUGAUAAGGUCAACUUUGAGUUAGAUCAAAGGUCAAUGUAAACAGGGUUAGCGCUAAUCCCAACCCUACUCGUGGACUUAUAUUUACAUCUCCGCGACCGUGACAAUAAUUGAGCUGGCCUUAACAAAUAGAUUUAUACUAUUUAUUAUAACUCUAUGAUUUAGCCCAGUGAUUCUCAACCAGUGUGCAGCAGCACACAGGUGUGACGCGAGAUCUUCCAAAGUGUCCCGCGAAAUUUUGAAUGGCACACUAAGAAAAUGCGAAAAACCAUGUGAUCCCAAUUGGAUUCACUGGUGUCUACUGAUAAGUUCAUCUGUGUGUUAAAUUUAGAUUGAGUUAUUCUAUGUGUCUAUGACUAGUCUCUGUCGAGUGUGUCUACUAUAGGGUUGUAUUCCGUCUGACUUAUCAUGUUUGUAUUCUGCAAAAUUAAAAUAUAUUUCAUAUAUAUUUAGGCAGGUGUGCCGGUAUAUUUUCAAGUGUUCCAAGGUAUGCCGUUGGCAAAAAAAGGUUGAGAACCACUGAUUUAGCCCUUUGGAGCGUGCACUUUGUAGACAAAAGGGAAACAACUUUUGUACAGCCAUCAACUUCGCCAAAAUGAACCGCAUCAUCAUAACAGCAGACGAUUUUGGGUAUAGCAAAGAAAGAAAUAUGGGGAUUGUGGAAUGUUUUUUGAGCGGGACUGUGACAACUAUAUCUUUACUUGUAAAUGGUAUCCAUUGUGAAGAUGCCAUUCAACUAGCUGCUAAACACAAUAUUCCACUGGAGAGAAUAGGUCUACAUUUAAAUUUAUCAGAGGGAACACCUUUGUCACUUCCAGAAUAUGUAGCAAGUCUACUGAAUAAAGAAGGGUUUUUCCGUGGAAAGAUUGGAUUUUGUAAUGCCAUCAAAGCAAGACUAAUAAAAUAUAAUGAGGUUAAACUAGAGAUUAAAGCUCAGAUAGAUAAAUAUCGUAUAUUAACUGGAAGAUUACCAUUACAUGUAGAUGGACAUCAACAUGUUCAUGUCACAGAUAUAAGAGAAAUAUUUAGUGAUGUUUUAAAAGCAAAUGGUAUAAACUGUACAAGACAAUGUGGAGAAUUAAAUAUUGACAAAUAUUUAUAUAUAGAUGAUGCUAGAAGAAGGUUUUAUGUAGAAAAAUCAGAAGAAUCAGGGAUAGCUAAAAUUGUUUUUAGGAACAAUGGGAUAUGGUGUCCUGACUAUUUUGUUGGAUUAAGUACAAGUGGUGCUGAUAUGAAUAUAGAAAGAUUAAAAGCUGCUAUAACUAAAGCUUUUAAUUUCAAUACUGGAGAUGCAACAAAACAAUUUGUAUGUGAGAUUAUGGUACAUCCUGGCUAUUGUACUAAACAAGAUGGGGGUUGUGGUUGUGGACCAGAUGACUUCUCUAAAAUACAAGAUCGAGAGCAUGAAAUGGAUAUUCUAAAAAGUGAUAAACUUAAAGAGACUUUUAGUGAACUUGGAGUAUCUUUAAUAUCUUAUUGUAACAUAAAAGUGAGUUAACCUUGUCAAGUACAAAAUUGCAAAAUAAAUUCCUACCUUGCAAUCCA